Harpia harpyja (harpy eagle) is the source of this 3632-nucleotide messenger RNA. It is a transcript of the gene SLC25A24, whose product is annotated as solute carrier family 25 member 24. The record is from RefSeq and is a predicted model, not a curated record. Bases 16 to 1329 code for a protein of 437 amino acids. NCBI's taxonomy places the organism in Eukaryota, Metazoa, Chordata, Aves, Accipitriformes, Accipitridae. Gene Ontology annotation, molecular function: ATP transmembrane transporter activity; calcium ion binding. Gene Ontology annotation, biological process: transmembrane transport. The transcript is spliced from 10 exons. Gene Ontology annotation, cellular component: mitochondrial inner membrane.
UAAAGUUGUUCUUUCAUGAUUUUGUCCUGUCCCCCACCUCUACCUCCACAAAUUGAUACCUGUAGGGGUAACUUGCCAGUGCUGAAAAUUUUUAAAGCUGGAGAUACUAACCAGGAUGGACAGCUAGAUUUUGAAGAAUUUAUGCAGUAUCUUAAAGAUCAUGAGAAAAAGAUGAAACUGGCAUUUAAGAGCCUGGACAAAAACAAUGAUGGAAAAAUUGAAGCAUCAGAGGUUGUCCAGUCCCUCAAGAUACUGGGUAUAAGCAUUUCAGAAAAACAGGCAGAAAAGAUCCUGCAAAGUAUUGAUGCUGAUGGGACAAUGACAGUAGACUGGAAUGAGUGGAGAGACCAUUUUAUGUUUAACCCAGCUACAGACAUUGAGGAAAUAAUUCGAUAUUGGAAACAUUCCACUGUGUUGGAUAUAGGAGAUAGUUUGACUGUUCCAGAUGAGUUCACGGAGGAAGAGAAAAAGACUGGACAGUGGUGGAAACAGCUGUUGGCAGGAGGAGUGGCUGGUGCUGUCUCUCGAACGGGUACAGCGCCAUUAGAUCGCCUUAAAGUGAUGAUGCAGGUUCAUGGUUCAAAAUCAAACAAAAUGAAUAUAGCCAGUGGUUUUAAGCAAAUGUUGAAAGAAGGUGGUGUCCGAUCCCUCUGGAGGGGAAAUGGUGUAAAUGUUGUGAAAAUAGCUCCUGAAACAGCUAUUAAAUUCUGGGCUUAUGAACAGUAUAAGAAGAUACUCUCUAAGGAUGAUGGGAAGUUAGGCACCGUUGAAAGAUUUGUAUCUGGUUCUUUGGCUGGAGCAACAGCACAAACUUCUAUUUAUCCCAUGGAGGUUUUAAAGACCAGAUUGGCUGUGGGUAAAACAGGGCAAUAUUCUGGGAUGUUUGACUGUGCUAAGAAGAUCUUAAAAAGAGAAGGUGUAAAGGCCUUCUACAAAGGCUAUAUUCCUAAUAUUCUGGGUAUAAUUCCUUAUGCUGGCAUUGACCUUGCUGUUUAUGAGCUCUUAAAGAGUACAUGGCUAGAACACUAUGCAUCAAGCUCCGCUAACCCAGGUGUUUUUGUAUUGUUGGGGUGUGGUACUGUUUCCAGCACGUGUGGGCAGUUAGCCAGUUAUCCUCUUGCUCUUAUCAGAACACGCAUGCAGGCUAAAGCCUCAGUGGAAGGAGCUCCACAGCUAAACAUGGUCGGUCUCUUUCAAAGAAUUGUUGCUACGGAGGGAAUCCGAGGACUUUAUAGGGGCAUAGCCCCUAAUUUUAUGAAGGUGCUUCCAGCUGUCAGCAUCAGCUAUGUUGUAUACGAAAAAAUGAAGCAGAAUUUGGGAAUAGCAUGAAAUGAAGGAAAAAGGUGAGAUGCUUCUAAUGUUGGAAACACCAGAACAAAAAUGAUUUCUCAAGUAAUCUGCUCUCACAAUUGGAGACAGAUCUUUGUGGAGAGAUGCUGCAACUUCUACUUUUGUCCUGAAGUGGGAAGAAACUUUCUUAAAUUCUAGUUCACCAUUUCUAAACAGAUACCUAUAUUGCACUUUAAAAUGUCACUGCGUUUAAAAAAAAAAUCAAGAAACUAUCUUUAAAUCAGCAAUAUGUUUAUAUUUUCAGGAAAUCAUGUGUAUUUUACUCAUUGGCUUUCUUUUUUCUGUAUUUGUCUUCUCUAAAUGUGUAUUUGGCUUGGAUCAAACCAAAGGUAGGAGAAGUUUAUACUGCCUUGAUACUGAAUAUAUGAAAGUGACUUUUUGUUUUGUCAUGCUGCCUAUACUGAACCAAUUCACAGGCAACAUUUUGCACGCCUAGACGUAAGCACGUAUUGUUAUUUUUGAAGACUUAAUGUUAAGUUCAUAAGAAAUGGGAUCUUAGAUACAGAGAAGGAUGGAGUAACACAUUAAAAUGUAACCCAUCACCUUUAUCUUCAGGCUAACCUUUUUUUUGUUUUUAAAGAAUAAGAGCCUGGGAAACUGCUGUUCCAUGGUAUCAGAAUACCUCAAAUGGAUUUACACAAUAUUUUUGUAAUACAGUCAGUGAUUUUCAUAACUUGCUUCACUGGACCUGCUUUUCGUUGCACUUGCAAAUGUUAGCACUGUUAACCAUGACAAGCUUUGGGUUACAGCUGCACAUUUUAUAGGAUCUAUAAUAUACAGGAACAGAAAAAGCUUGGUUACUAGAUCCAUUCCAUAGAAGUGCAAGUUGCCGUUUAAAAACGGGGUGGAGGAUCCAGUAUUAAGCUGUUAGUGAUUGUAAUACAGCCAAUAGUGGAGCUCAUCAUAGCUGCCUUGGGGAGAGAAAUCUUUCUCAUUUUGGAGUCUCCAUUCUUUCCCUACUCGGAGGGCUACGGUCCACUAUGUGCUUUUAGCCAAUAGAGAAUUGCAUUAUUAUGUAAAGGUUUUACGGGUUUGUUAUGUGAGAUAAAUCCUCAUUCCCUCAGUCUUCUGUGCACACUGGCUGUGUGUGUGAAGUUCAGAUAGUAAAAUACUGAGGCAUUUUGUCCAAGUGACCAAAUGGGACUGCUGAUCUCAGGUGCCCAUCAGGUUGAUGUUAAUGAAGCAAGCAAAGCAUGCACACAGAACUUGUUAGUGCUUGAGAAACAGCUCCUCCUCAAAAACCAAAGAAGCACUUCCUCAAUGCAGAAAGUAGGUAUUUCCAUGUACAAGUACUUCCAAAGUUACUUCUUUUUUUGGGGGGUGGGGAAGCGUGCCACACUUCAGAUGCCUUCAGGCCUGAACACUGAAAUAGACUAACAAUUAUUGCCGAACUCAUUUUGUCACGCUUUUUCUGCUUUCUGCGAUGUGUGGUGUCUUAAUCUUUAUAAAUUCAAGAUUAUCUUUAUACUUAUUUUGACUUUCUAAAAGCAACUGCUCUUAGACCACUUCCUGAAAUUGGAUUACUGAAGGAAGGAAGAACUUUGUUCCUGUAAGGUCGUUAAGGGUCUGUUUUUUUCUUUUUCUUUUAAACAAACAAAUAAGCAAGCAAACUUGAAUAACUGCCUGAACCUCCCUUGUUCCACAUACUGUUUGGGCCAUGUUUUUCAAACAGCAAUCAGAUGUAAACCUGUGUUCAGUGCUUCCAUGGCCGAUGUUUAUUCUCCAUAAACUGAUAUAUAACAACUCCAUAAAAUUCAUAUUCUAAAAUGUUGUUUUAUCAGAUUUCAGAAAAUGGCAGCUUUAGCUGUGUCUUUUGGCCUUCCCUUUAGGGAAACCUUGGACUUCCCACUUUUUAAAAAAAACAAAAAGUCAUUCUAUCCAAAUCACCCAUAUGUACAAUGCCUUUCUGAUCUGAGUGUUUCUUGGUUUUGCCAACAUUCUUGUAUCUUUGUGGGAUUUGUGAGAUCAGUUCCCAAUCAUUUUGUUUGACUGUGACCAACGAGCAAAAGUAUUGUGUGUGUGUGAUGCGGAGAUGACUUUAGCAGUGUCUGUCUUCUAGACUUGCUCCAUUUUGUUUAUAGUGUGUAAGUGCCAUUAUGAGUAUUGAAAAUUACGGUAAUGAUGUUUUCAAAUGUUGAAAAGAUGGGGUCUUGCAAAUUUAAUUUUUCAUGAUGUGCCUUUAUGAUGACUGUGUUCAGUUGUGUAUUCUUUGUCUCUUAAAGGUAUGUUUACCUUUUUAGCUCUAUAAAACUUCCAGUUUCUAAUAAAUGUUUGUUUCCUUA